Molecule: messenger RNA, 5017 nt
Organism: Bemisia tabaci
Lineage: Eukaryota; Metazoa; Arthropoda; Insecta; Hemiptera; Aleyrodidae
Product: high affinity cationic amino acid transporter 1
Biological process (GO): L-ornithine transmembrane transport; L-arginine import across plasma membrane
Cellular component (GO): plasma membrane
Molecular function (GO): L-lysine transmembrane transporter activity; L-ornithine transmembrane transporter activity; L-arginine transmembrane transporter activity
Source: RefSeq, a predicted model, not a curated record
GACACCAGUUGAUUCUUGAUUAUAAACAGUAAAGCACGUAAAGUUUUGGUCAUUAUUUUUUGAGAGUUCGAAUCGAAUAGUUCACUUGCUGUUUGAACAUGCACGUGUCAAUGACCGUUAACUACAUUUUGUUCGGUGUAAUUUUCACAACUUUAUUCCUCACACAUGUAUUCAUUCGUUAGAUCCAGAUCAUGUGAAAAAGUAGGAUAGUACUUUGUAGUUUGCGCCGUUAUGGUGUUAUGUAACAACCCACCUGCGUUUUAACAAAGAUAAUUAAUUCGCCAAUCUUAAGAACUGCGGAAUUGCGAACGUUAUCAACUAAUGAUAACGAAGAUUUUUGCGGAUUUCCCUCAGUUCUGCAGACCGUCUUUUCACGUUUUCACUUCCUGUCGUUCAUUUGCUGAGCUCCCUGUAAUCGGUAAGAUUGACCAAAAUUUGCGGCCAUGCUGUAAUUGAUAAGGCUUUAUAAAUCGACAUUUGACACCAAGACUCGACUUUGGCCCAUAUUCGGACUUCAUCUCGUGCAGGAUCAAUUGUGUGAUGUGUGAAAAUGGUCUCAUAUUGGGAUUCACUCUUGCAGCGGAAGACAUAUACAAAUGCAGGGAAAGAGGAUUCAAAACUCAAAAGGGUUUUGACCACUUAUGACCUGACAGCUUUGGGUAUUGGAAGUGCGCUUGGAAUUGGGAUCUAUGUUCUACCAGGUGCUGUUGCCAAAAAUGUUGCCGGUCCCAGUGUUGUUCUCUCGUUUGUUCUGGCUGCCUUUGCAUGUGUCCUUUCCGGAAUCUGUUAUGCUGAGCUCAGCUCAAGAGCUCCAAAGGCUGGAUCUGCGUAUCUCUAUGCCUAUAUAACCGUCGGAGAACUCAUGGCUUUUAUCAUUGGAUGGGUUGUCAUCAUGGAAUAUAUUCUCGGUGCAUCCAGUGUCGCUCGAGGUCUGAGUGUUUACCUAGACUCUUUGUUUAAUGGAACAAUGGAGGCAACUUUUCGUGAGGUCUACCAAAUUGAUAAUAUGCCCUUCUUGUCUCCAUACUUUGACUUUUUCACAUGUGCCAUUUGCAUUUUUCUAGGAAUUGCUCUAAGCAUUGGUCUUAAAGAGUCAGCCCAAAUGAACAAUGUGCUGGUGGUGAUCAAUGUUUCUGUCAUGCUGAUCGUCAUAGGAGUUGGAUGUUUUGAAGCUAACUUUCACAACUGGGCAUUGAAGCCUCCAGAAGUGCCCCCUGGUUUUGGCGUUGGUGGUUUCUUUCCGUACGGUGUCACAGGUGCAAUAGCAGGAGCAGCAACAUGUUUCUAUGGAUUUGUUGGUUUCGAUUGUAUUACCACCACAGGUGAGGAGGUAGAGAACCCACAAAAAGCUCUACCCUUGUCAAUAAUUCUCUCGUUGACUAUCAUUUGUAUUUUGUAUUGUGGAGUUGCUACUGUUUUGACCCUAAUGUGGCCUUACUAUUUACAGGAUGUCAAUGCUCCAUUACCAUAUGUCUUCAGUCAACUUGGGUGGCCAUGGGUUCAAUGGAUUGUCACUGUUGGAGGCAUAGUUGGAACCUUUGCCAGUUUGAUUGGGGCACUCCUGCCAAUUCCUCGGGUUGUUUAUUCAAUGGCAAAUGAUGGGUUGAUGUAUAAGUUCCUGGCAUCUGUUCAUCCAGCUUUUGGAACACCCUUCACCGCAACACUGGUCACAUCCAUUAUUGCUGGAGUGUUGGGAGGUAUCUUUAAUCUCAAGCAGCUGGUUGAUUUGAUGUCCAUUGGAACUUUGCUGGCAUUUACACUUGUCGCUGUUUGUGUUCUAAUUUUGAGGUAUCGAGAUGAACCGGAUGAAAAUUCAGUUUUAAUUCAUCCAGAGUAUGUAGAGUCCACUAGAUUGACCACUCUUGGUGAAAAAAUUACUUUCCAAAAGGUUUUUUUGCAGCUCAUAAAUUGGAACAACAAUAUGCGGCCCACCUACCUGUCCAGUGCAAUUGUUACCGUUGAAACUAUUAUUUUUGUUAUUCUCUCCAUGUUACUAAUUUCGCUGACCAAUUACAACACAUCUCUGGAUUCAUCAACUUUUGUAGUAUACAUGACAAUCACAAUGGCAGCAAUGGCUCUCCUGCUGCUCUCAAUAAGUCUUCAACCUAAAUCCCUGGUUGAGCUUCAGUUUAAGGUCCCAUUUGUGCCGAUUUUACCAGCGAUUAGCGUUAUGUUCAACCUGUAUCUGAUGUUGCUCUUGGACGUGGACACGUGGAUCAGGUUCCUCUCUUGGCUUUUUGUCGGUUUCAUAAUCUACUUCUCCUACGGUAUAACUCACAGUUCACUAAGAUUGGCUGCAAUCCAGGCUGAGAGACGGAGGAGCAGUGGAUAUAACACUCUAAACCAUGAUGAUUCCCCCAGUGACCUCAUCCUGUAAUUAAAUGCCUCCAAUUUUAAUGCUUCGUAACCUUGCUUGAUCCUUUGUAGUCGGUGAUUUUUGCAGAUCUAAUGAUAUGCUCAAAGUAAAUACUAGUAUUUAGCUCAAUUCACGCCCCUGCAAAGGCCUUUAUUAUCCAAUUUUACUGGAGGGAAAUGAAUGAUGCAGGUGAGACUAAGUCCAAGUUCUUCAUAUUAUCUAGAAAAUGUUUCAAACAAAUAUACAUUGAAAUUAUUUUUUUGCUGUAUACCAGUUCCCUGAGGAGACAUGGUAGUUUUAGUAGCGCAUGAUCUGCUGCCUUGAUAACAUCAAGGUUAAUCAAGCCAACCUUACUCAAAAUUAAAUCAGCUGCAUCAUAGAUUACCUAUUUGUUUAACAGAAAAAUAUGGAACACUCCGAGUUUGAAUUUCAUCAGUGUAUUUAUCAUAAUCAGGAGGAAAUUUAUGGAUUGUUUCAAAGCCAUAUGUUGUUUCCUUUUCGGUCGGAAAAAUAUAAUUUGAGGGGGAAUUAGGUAACGUAAAAUUUAGUUAGGCUGAUUUUGCUUGAAGCAGGCCAAUUUUUUAAAUUUGUAGAUCAAUUCAACCGAGAGAUAGUAAAAAUAGUAACUUUUAAAGUGAAGUAAAAGGCCCACCACCCUGGAUUGUAUAUUUAGUUUUGUUUUUAGUCGUAUGUUUAGUAUAAAAGGCCCUUUUUAGCACUCUUGCAAUAGGCUAAAGAUGUCUGUUUGGACUGUAUAUGAAUAUUCUAAAAAAAAUUAUGUUAAAACAACCAGUAAGAGUGAAUAUCUGUGCGAAAGGUCGUUUUACAUUUUCUGAUGUUCAGGAAGCCUCUAUUUAUUUGUGAGCAGAGAUGCAUUUUAUCACGAUAGAUAUGUUUAUUGCUCAAUUUUGAAUGCUUUGGCAUACAAUCUCUUCCAGCUACCCUAUACCCACGGAUAAAGAGAGAUCUUUAGAAAAUAGGUUGUUGGACCUCAUCUUUGGAACAUAAGGGAUUCCUCCCUCUUUGAAAUCAAUUUAAGCUGAUCUUUAAUAGAAAAUGGACCCCUAGACAUGGUAAAAGAUAGAAUACCUAUUGCGCCAGAAUUUAUGUUUUCUCAUCGGAAUGUUACAGAGAAUACGACAGAUGCACUUAAACUUUUCAAAGUCAUCAACUCAUAAUUGAGGAUAUACACAGUGUUCUUUCUGAAAGUGCCCAUGUUUAUUCUAGUCAAAUCGAGCUCUAAACUACUUUCAGUAUGUUAUACAAUAAAAGAACUUUCCUGUGUGGUGACUUUUAUUUGACAAGCUUAGAGGCACCAUGUAUCAGAGGAGGAAAAAGAAUAGCUAUUAAACUGAGCUCCUGUCAUUUGCUUAACGUAUAGGGUGUUGUCAAUGGCUAAUGUAACCUCCGUUGAUUAUGGUUUUUUCGCAGGCAGGAAGUUUGAAUGUAUCGUAUAUGUUGUAGGAAAGAAAUGUUACUCUUUCUCUAUGACACAAUUUAGGGAGAUUUUAAUAUGUUCUGUGUGCUUUACGCGAAAUCGUAAUGAGGAAACAAGCCGAGAGGCUUACUUCUCACCUCGGCUUGUGGUUUACUCUUUCAAAUUUGCUCAGUGCAAUGAAAAAAAUCCUGCAGUAAAAUGUUCUGAAAUGUUUCAAAGAAUAUUAUAGACUCUCUUCAGCUGUGUCUUGAUUCUUUACUCGAAAGUCAGGUAUUGAUGAGAGGUGGGUGAUUCGAUUUUCUAACAUGACGUUUUUGCCUGUUUCUAGAUCAUUUUAUCUUUCAACUAGUUUGCUCUGAUAAUUUUACUCCUCAGACUAAAAUAUGACAGAAUCUCACCUCUUUCUCUUCCCAAUUCUUGCAAUAUCUUCUAGUUUUCUUUAAUAAAGCCUUCAUCUGCAUUUUGUAAACAUUGCCAAGGUAAUGUUCUUGUUGAGUUCUAUGUGAAAUGUGAUAUUUUGUCGCUUAAAACAUGGUUGUGCUAGUAUUUAGUUCUUGUUUUUUCUUUGUUUUGUUAACAACUUCGCAUAUCUGUUUUGUUUUUGUCUUUAAGUACAAGUACUUGUAAGUUUUUAGUAUUAGUAUUUAGCUGUCAUAGAACUACUGUAAGUCUUCAUGUGCCAUUUUUAAAUUUUUAGCCAACCAUCUGCCGUCAGCUAUCAUUUUUUACCAAAAUGCAAGAUUUAGAAAAUUUGAACGGUUAAAAAAGGUUGCUUCUUUGAUUUUCUUUUAUAGUAAGUGCUUACUACAGGGACCAAUUUUGCAUCUUUUAGUUACGUAAUAUAUGGCGGAAGUCAAGUAAAUAAUCAACUUUUAGUAUCAAACUCGGUACAAGUAUUUAACUGAAUAGGUAUGUAAAAUUUUCUGUUUUUUGUUAUCAAUGGAAGAGGUGCAUGUCCGAAUUCAAGUGAAUUUUCACUUGAAUUUUUAGUAAUUAAAAUUCUUUGUUUUCUUAUUUACAUAAAAAGUAUUAUGUCUGAAAAAAUGGAGUUUGUAGGCUCGACAUUGAUUCCUUGCUUUGAGCAAGUGAACUUUUAUUUCAUAUUGUGUCUACAGCAGUAAUGUGAGCUUCAUGUCAUGCUGAUUAAAUUGUUCUAUUUCACGAGUUCAUUUGUGCUUCCCUCAUAUUGAUAACUCAAUAAAAACCAUUUUCACUGGCAUAAA